Messenger RNA from Mirounga angustirostris (Northern elephant seal), 3000 nucleotides. It is a transcript of the gene ANGPT4, whose product is annotated as angiopoietin 4. The transcript is spliced from 9 exons. The record is from RefSeq and is a predicted model, not a curated record. Gene Ontology annotation, molecular function: receptor tyrosine kinase binding. Lineage: Eukaryota; Metazoa; Chordata; Mammalia; Carnivora; Phocidae. The coding region runs from base 248 to 1870 and encodes 540 amino acids. Gene Ontology annotation, biological process: signal transduction.
GGUGUCUGCGGGCGGGGAGCAGAGGCGGUGGGAGGAAGCCGAGCAGCUGUGGUAUUUGGAGCAAGUAUAAAUAGCUGCUUGGACAGAGCUCGGCCAAGCAGGGGUUUGUCGCUGCCACGGCUCCGCGCGCAGGCCUGUCCUCGGCUGGCCACUGCGGCGGCCCAUCCUGGGCGGGGAGCCCGGCGGUGGGCAGGCGGAGCGCCCUGGGGGCUCUGAGCCCACAGCCCUCGCCCUCGCCACAUCUCCGAUGCUCUCCCGGCCGGCCAUGCUGCUGGGCGGCCUCCUCCUCGUCGUGGCCGCCGGGUCGGUGGCCCAGCGGAGGGGGCAGGAGGCGAGCGGGCGCCGCCGGGCACACCGCGUCCAGCAUGGCCAGUGCAGCUACACCUUCGUGCUGCCCGAGCCGGAGCCCUGCCCGCCGGAGCCGGAGGCCUUCGGGGGCUCCAACAGCCUCCAGAGGGACUCGCCGGCCGCCGCACUGAACCUAGCCGACUGGCCGGCCCAGCGAGUGCGACAGCUGGAGAAGGUGCUGGAGAACAACACACAGUGGCUGCAGAAGCUAGAAAGGUACAUCCAGAUGAACUUGAGAUCAGAGCUGGCACAGGUCCAACAGCACAUGGUCCAGAACCAGACGGCCACCAUGCUGGAGCUAGGCACCAGCCUCUUGAACCAGACCACCGCCCAGACCCGCAAGCUGACUGAUGUGGAGGCUCAGGUCCUGAACCAGACAUCCCGAAUGGAGAUCCAGCUGCUGGAGACCUCGCUGUCCACCAACAAGCUGGAGAAACAGCUGCUACUGCAGGGCCAUGAGCUCCACAGGCUGCAGGGCCGCAACAGCGCGCUGGAGACGCGGGUGCAGGCCCUGGAGACGCAGCAGCAGGCGGAGCUGGCUUCUCUCCGCGGCGAGAAGGAGCGGCUGCGGCGUCUGCUGGGCCGCCAGAGUGGCGCCCUCGCCGGCCUCGAGCGCAGCCUGCGCGCCGCCAGCGGCAACUCCAGUCUCGUGCAGCGGGAGCAGCGCCGGCUGCUGGAGUCCGUGCAGCGCCUGGUGCGCGUCGUGGCCCAGGGCCCGGCCUCUGUGAGAGCAGCUGAGCACGUGUUCCAGGACUGUGCAGAGAUCCAGCGCUUCGGGGCCAAUGCCAGUGGCAUCUACACCAUCCAUGUGGCCAAUAUGACAGAGCCCAGGAAGGUGUUCUGUGACAUGGAGGCCAAUGGAGGCGGAUGGACUCUCAUCCAGCGCCGUGAGAAUGGCAGCGUGAAUUUCCAGCGGAACUGGAGAGAUUACAAACAGGGCUUCGGUGACCUGGCGGGGGAGCACUGGCUGGGCAAUGAAGUGGUGCACCAGCUCACCAGCAGGGCAGCCUACUCUCUGCGCGUGGAGCUGCAAGACUGGGAGGGCAACGAGGCCUAUGCCCAGUAUGAGCAUUUCCAGCUGGGCAGCGAGGGGCAGCUGUACAGGCUUUCUCUGAGUGGGUACAGCGGGUCAGCAGGACGCCAGAGCAGCCUGGUCCUGCAAGGCACCAACUUCAGCACCCGUGACGCAGACAAUGACAACUGCCUCUGCAAGUGUGCCCAGAUGCUGUCUGGAGUGUGUCCCCGAAGGUGUUCCGGAGAGAAUAACUCAGGCUCCCCUCGAAAAGUACCUAUGGAGGGAAACACCAGCUUAAAUCAAUAUGAACAGGCAUCCAUAGCUGCAGGACUUGUCAGAGCCUUUAGUGUGGGCAUAUGCCUUUUGACUGCCUGUGAAGAGGUUAGAGUGGGCAGCUUUCUCCAAGUGUCCUUAUUGGAAAACAGGCCUUCUUUAUCCCAGAGCAUCUCUCGGGGCUGCAGAUGCCCUUGGAAAAAGUUGGUCAAGUGUGAAGAGGAGGAGCCCUAGCUCCCCACCCCCAUCUGCACUCACACUUUCGAGCUACAAGAGACACAGUGAUGGUCUCCAACAGCCUCUAAAAGCAACUGGAAGAAGCUUUGGGUUAAAGAAGACACAUGCCACCCCUGAAGAAGGACCUAGAACUAAGUUUCCAAUCUGUGCUGUGGGCUGGGGUCCUGCCAGGCUCCUUCUGGCCCCAGGAAGCCAGAUAUCUGCCUGGAGGCUAUCCUCUCAGCACUCCCUGUAGCCCUAGCCCACCUUGGCUCAAGUUUCAGGGACUGUUGGGGACUGUCCACUCUGCCUUGGGCAGGAUGCCAUCUUCAAGUCCAGAUCCUUCCAGCCUCCAAGCCAGGACCCUAGCCCUCUCCUCCCACCUGAUCCAACAGUGAUGCUACAGUUGGGGGUUUGAGGGAAGUGGGAGUGUGGGGCAGAGCCAGCCUUGGCCUGGGUCUGGGAGACCAGGGGCUCCCCACGAGCUUCCUUCAGAGGACAGGGUCAGAGAGGGGCCACAGCCGCCCUGCUACCCACCCCCAUCACUGUCACCCUCCUCGGGCCUGAUGAGGCCAGCACCGUCCUGCUGUCUUCAGCCAACACCCAGACCAGCCGAGACCAACCUGCUCUCCCACCAGGGUACGCCUCUGUCUUCAGGUUUUCUCCUGGAUGAGGCUGGGAUGGUGGAAAUGGGCCACCUUUUCCCACCUGUCCUUGAGUCCCGCCUCAGCUGGUCCCCUGAGCAAAGCCAGCACAGAUUAACACUGAUCUCUUUGAAAAAAACAAAGGAUGGGGUUGCCAAUGGUGGCCUUUCAGGCAGGAGGGGGAAAUUACCGAGGGGCAGGGUGCUGCCCCGAAGGCUCACGUGGCCUCACACAGCAUUUGCUGGGCAGGCCUUCAUUUAGCAUCUACCGCGUGAGCAGCCGUGCUGCCGGCGGGGCUCUGGAAUUGGACAGACCUGCUCCAGCUCCUGGACUUGAGGCCAGUGGCUCAGCCUCUCAAGGCCUCAGUUGCCUUGUCUGUGAACUAGAAAUGAUGCUCUCUCCUGGCUGGGCUGUGGCAGGAGGUGAUGAAACCGUGUAUGUCAACUUUGUAACAGGGCUCGGCAUGAGCAGGUGCCUAAUAAAGUUUAGUUCCCAAAGAGGAAA